Molecule: messenger RNA, 1706 nt
Organism: Dryobates pubescens (Downy woodpecker)
Lineage: Eukaryota; Metazoa; Chordata; Aves; Piciformes; Picidae
Gene: MORN4
Product: MORN repeat containing 4
Exons: 5
Coding region: 201-641 (146 amino acids)
Source: RefSeq, a predicted model, not a curated record
GCCGUGCCACCGCCCCUCAGCGGGACACCGGUGGGGAGCGGUGCGGGCAGCGAGCGCGGAGCCAGGUGAGCGCGGACAGUGGGUGCCUGCGCCGCCCGGCCCGACCUGCCUGCACAGCCCCCAGUCAGCCACCCGGGCCUGCGGGCAUCGCCACGCGUGUCCCGGUGAGCCCUUGCCCUGUGCUGACGGAGACUGUCGCCAUGACGCUCACCAAAGGCUCCUUCACCUACUCCAACGGGGAGGAGUACCGCGGCGAGUGGAAGGAAGGUCGCAGGCACGGUGUUGGGCAGCUGACGUUUGCGGAUGGCACCACUUAUGUGGGGCACUUCGAGAACGGGCUCUUCCAUGGCUGUGGGGUGCUUACCUUCUCUGACGGCUCCAGGUAUGAGGGGGAGUUUGUGCAGGGCAAGUUCAACGGCGUAGGCGUCUUCACCCGCUGUGACAACAUGACCUUCGAGGGCGAGUUCAAAGGCGGGCGUGUGUAUGGCUUUGGUCUCCUGACCUUCCCUGACGGCUCCCACGGGGUGCCCCGCAACGAGGGCUUCUUUGAGAACAACAAGCUGUUGCGGCGGGAGAAGUGCUCAGCCAUCAUCCAGAGGGCCCAGGGUGCCUCCAAGUCUGCCCACAACCUGACAGCAUGACGGUGUCUUGUAUCCCCUCUUCUCGUGGCAGUCACUGGGUACUGGCUGGCCCCACCAACCCCAGAGAAGGGAUGUGGCGCUGCUGCGUGCUCCCCUUCCCUCCGUCCCUACCGAGUCCCCCCUGCCCAAACCACCCCCGCUGGGGGGACAGGGCCUUCUGCCCUCCACCCAAGUGCCCCAGGGCAGUUAUGGUGCCUUCUCUCUCUGGCUAUAGCCCUGGCACCUCUCGGAGCAAUGAGGGAAUGGUGUGGCCAGGGCUUGACCCCUCUGUCCCUCAGGAAGCCUGUGGAACACCAGGGCUGAUAACCUGCUGCAGAGGAUGGAGCAGGAGUGUAGGGGUUGGGGCUGGGCCCUGGCCCCACUGCCAGGGUGCCUUGGCUAGGAGCUGCUGGCUGGACCACACACCCAUGGAGGGGCAACUCCUGGCCCUCUUAGCUACCCUGGCCCCAUGGUAGGGUGUCUAGCUGGGGCACGCUCUGUCCUGCACCUUCAGCUCUGGAUGACUGGCCAGCCCCACACAUUUCCUGGACAGGGUAACAUCAUGCCUCAAGCCUACUCUUGAGGCCAGCUGAUGGGCUGUGUUCCCCUCAUUCUUGUGCCAAUCCUGUCCAUCUUCUGCCUUUGUGACAUCUGCAGCAAUAUCCCAACCAAGGGGAGCCAGGGGGGGCCCAGCCUGACCCUUGUCUGCUGCGCACUGAGGGAAGUCAAGUAUGACGGCAGGCAAGGAGCAGGGCUGACUGGAGUCCAGGAUGAGGGGCAUGAGCAGGGCUGCUGGAGAUGCCAGGGCUGGGGCAGGGGGCCUGGGCAGGGCAGGCAUGGGUAGGGGGAUGGCAAGGGACAGGAGCCACACAACUCUCUGCCCCCUGCACGCAUCCUUCCUCUGCCCCAUGGGCCCACCUUCACCCCAGUGUGGGCUGGCUGGCCGCAGCGUGGGGGUCCUGGCAGCCCUCACAGCUCGGUGGUGGGCUGCAAGGAGGGCAUGUCCCUUGUGCCCCCACCAGUCCUGACUGUGCCUUGCCAUGACCCUGCCUUGUGCUGCUGCCUGCACGGGCCUCAGCUGAGUAA